AUGAUUGCGGAAUAUUUUAAUGAUCGCGACAUAUUUCUUACUGGUGGUUCAGGAAUUGUUGGAAAAGCUGUGAUUGAAAAACUCUUGCGAUCCUGUAAUGUGCGUAAAAUUUUUGUGCUUCUGCGUCCCAAAAAGAAUUUCACAAUAGCUCAGCGUUUGGAUACAAUUAUGAAAGAAAAGAUUUUUCGUCGCUUGGUGUCCGAAAAGCCUAAUGAGUUCCAUGACAAAGUUGUACCCAUCCCGGGGGAUGUGGAACUACCCCUUUUGGGCAUAAAACCCGAACACGCUCAGCUUAUGGCGAACGUCUCCAUUGUAAUUCAUAGUGCGGCGACAGUACGUUUCGAUGAAAGUCUUAGGGAUGCCAUCAGAUUAAAUGUUGGAGGCACAUUGGAAAAUUUGAAAUUUUCGGAAACCCUUAAAAAUCUUGAGGUCUUUAUGCAUGUGUCCACUUUCUUUAGUAAUCCAUAUUUGGAAUAUGUGGAGGCCAAGGUCUAUGAAUCGGCCAUGGACUGGAGGUUUUGUUUGGAUUUGUGUAGAAGAGAAGAUAUAACAGACGACAUGAUUGAUGUUUUAACAAGAAAGCUAAUUGUUGGCUUUCCCAAUACCUAUUGCUUUACCAAAAACUUGGCCGAAUCCAUGGUAAAUUAUUAUGGCCAAAAAUUACCGGUGGCCAUUUUUCGUCCCUCCAUUGUAGUGCAAGCCGUCGAAGAACCAGAACCUGGUUUUCCACCCUCAUUGACCGGUGCCAUGGCUGUCUUUGUGGCUGCCAGCGUGGGCAUCAUGAAAGCCAUUCCCAUGCCCAGAGAUCAAUUUCUGGAUCUGUCUCCCCAAGACAUAACUGUGAAAACAUUGCUCUACUACAUAAUGAAGACGGGCACGGAACAUGCAACAAAUGAAUCCGCCGAUGUCCCAGUUUUCAAUUUAUCCGUUUAUGGUCACAGUCCCAUUAACUUUCCAGAAUAUAUCGAAAUGGCAGACGAGUUUUGGAACAGCAUACCUGUGGAAAAAGGUUUUCUGGCGCCAGGUGUAACAGUCACCGAAAAUAUAUAUCGAUAUAUGUUUGUGGUUAUAUUCAAACAAAUUCUUCCUGCAUUCUUUUUGGAUCUUCUACUUAAAAUAAGUGGGCAAAAACCAGUUAUGAUGAAAAUACAACGAAAAAUUUUUAACGCAUUGAAAAUUAUGAGACCAUUUGUGGCCAAUAAUUAUCGUAGCAGUGGUGUUAGCUAUGCCAAGGAUAUGAUUAAGGAACUAAAUGGCACUGAUUUCAAUGUUGAUGUUUUCGUUAUUAUGAAAUCGACUUACGCUCAUAUAGGAUAUACUCGCGAUAUGAUCUGUAAAUGUCGCGAAAUUCUAUUAAAAGAGGAUCCCUCAACUAUACCACGGUCACGUUUAAUUGUCAAAGGCAAAAUUUUGUUGUAUCGAGCCUUCCAAAUUUUUGUGGCUUACAAGAUUUAUUGCCGUUGGAUAUAUCCCAUGACAAAAGAGUGGCAUUUGGAUCUGGAUUGGAAUGUCAAUAACAGCACCACAAUAAAUGAAAGUUUUUUGUAA
This is a messenger RNA of Stomoxys calcitrans (stable fly), 1548 nucleotides long. RefSeq names its product fatty acyl-CoA reductase wat-like. NCBI's taxonomy places the organism in Eukaryota, Metazoa, Arthropoda, Insecta, Diptera, Muscidae. Gene Ontology annotation, cellular component: peroxisome. The record is from RefSeq and is a predicted model, not a curated record. The transcript is spliced from 8 exons. Gene Ontology annotation, biological process: long-chain fatty-acyl-CoA metabolic process. Gene Ontology annotation, molecular function: alcohol-forming very long-chain fatty acyl-CoA reductase (NADP+) activity. Bases 1 to 1548 code for a protein of 515 amino acids.